This is a messenger RNA of Trematomus bernacchii (emerald rockcod), 2290 nucleotides long. RefSeq names its product DNA-damage regulated autophagy modulator 2b (gene dram2b). Gene Ontology annotation, cellular component: lysosome. The transcript is spliced from 8 exons. Lineage: Eukaryota; Metazoa; Chordata; Actinopteri; Perciformes; Nototheniidae. The record is from RefSeq and is a predicted model, not a curated record. Bases 317 to 1135 code for a protein of 272 amino acids. Gene Ontology annotation, biological process: regulation of autophagy; photoreceptor cell maintenance.
CUCGGGACAGCAAUCUCACAUGAGUCAAUUUGCGCAUGCGUGGUCUCAAAUCAAUAGCAGAGCAGGACGAAGAGACAACUUUUAAACUUUAUGUAUGUUUUAAUGGAAGUUUUGUUCAGAGAAGACCCCGUAACUAAACCGAGAAUUGCGGACAUUUGCCGGAGAUCUCAACCUCAUAGUCGGGGUUAGACAUAAAGGAUUAAAGGACUUUAGUUGAAGGUUUCUGGAGGACUCGGAUAACGGCAGAGUGAACACACACACACACACACACACACACACACACACACACACACACACACACACACACACACACACCAUGUGGUGGUUCCAGCAGGGUCUGUGCUUCCUGCCCGCAGCGCUGGUCAUCUGGACGGCGGCAUCCUUCGUCUUCGCUUACAUCACAGCCGUGGUGCUGAAACAUGUGGAUCCUCUGUUGCCUUACAUCAGCGACACGGGAACGAUGGCACCAGAGAGGUGUGUGUUCGGCAUCAUGCUGGAUGUGUCAGCCUUUUUAGGAAUGGCGACGGUGUACGUGCGCUACAAGCAGGUGGAGGCUCUGACGGGUGAAGAGGAGCUGAAGCGGGUCAGACUGAACCGCUUCGGGCUGCUGCUCGGUCUCAUCAGCUCCUUCGGGAUGUGCGUGGUCGCCAACUUCCAGAAGACCACGCUGUUCUCCAUUCACCUGGUGGGGGCGGUGCUGACCUUCGGGGUGGGGGCUCUCUACAUCCUGGUGCAGACGCUGCUCUCGCUCUACAUGCAGCCCCACGUCCACAGCAAGAACAUCUACCUGGUCCGCCUGGGGGUGGGCCUCUGGACCCUCGGCAGCAUCAUCACCAUGUUCGUAUCGUCGGUCAUCAUGUACAGCAGUCUGCCGGGGGUCGACGUCGCUCACAAACUGCACUGGACUCCUGGAGAGACGGGUUACACGGCUCACAUCAUCAGCACCAUCUCUGAGUGGUCUCUGGCCUUCUCCUUCAUCAGCUUCUUCCUCACCUACAUCAGAGACUUUCAGAAAAUCACCCUGCGUGCGGAGGCGGACCUUCAGAGCAGCCACCUGUACGACAGCUGGUCUCAGUCUCCGCAUCACAAACGUGACGCCUCGGAGACGUCUCCUCUGCUAGCCGGAGGGACGUGACCGCAGAGCCUCCCGCUUUACACUAACCUUUUUUUAACUCGGUUACCUGGUUUUUUAUAAAGACUUUCUCAAAUCUGCUGUUUUGGGUCAGCAUAGUUGUAUCUAUCCAGUCAAAUCGUUUUGAUCAAAGCAUUUAAACACAACACACCUGGCUAAUCAAGCCAAACUAUCUGACUGGAGAGAUGUAUACAUUCAUUUUGUAUGUUAGGUGAACUGACCCUUUAGAUGCAAAUGUGACGCUUUGCACUUUGACCUAAAACUGCAUCAGUCCCUCUCAGUGACUUUGUCCACUUCACUUUAUAUCAUUACUUGCUAUUCAAUUGAAAAAGGCAACAUCUCACCACCUUAAUGAGUCCAUGAAGCCCACUGAGGGUCAUAUGGUUUCAACUGUAAUGGGAGUUUACAGUCUGUGCAUACAGGACCGUUGCAUUUUUAAAAACUAUUUCUAAGGAUGUUUUCCAAAUAUGCUAGCAAAUAAUACAGUGUAUUUUUCACAGUUUUUACUAUAACUCAAAUUCAAAAAUAUAUUAUAAACACCAUCAAAUGUGAUAAUCAUUUGUAUAUCAAUUACUAACCGGUUCUAUGUUUUAACAUCAUGAAUAAUGUCAUUUUAAAAUAACUGAUUAGCUUUUCAUUUUCAAUGUAAUAAUACUUUUUUUCAUAUUUUGUUGCUGCUUUAAUAUUCAUACUGUUUUUAAAACGGUAACAACUCUUUUUGUUUUCCAGAAAAUAUUUACAUUUAGCUUUUAGCUGAGACCAACAAUGGUUUCCAUUAACGAAACUUUUUGCACUAUGAGGCUGACAUUUGGCACGGAGGUUAAGUGUUAGUUCAGUUGUGUGUGUGCGAAUGCAUGAAUGUGUGUGUGGAUACAAUAUGUGAUUUGUUUCUGAAUAUUUCAUCAUUCAUUGUUUACUUAAAUGUUAACUAGAUAGCAUUAAUAAUUUUUUGUUGCCUUAUGUGUGUGUGUGUAUCCCUGUGUUUCCUCCGAGGGAGUUUCUCCAGACUCCAUAGUACCAUCUGUCUAUAUCAUAUAUUGACAUAUCUACAAUAUUUAAUCAGACACAAUCUCCUUACUGCUAACAUUGAGUUGCUAUUGUGCAUUGUUCUGUUGCUACGUUAUUCAUGUUGAGAGAAAUAAAUAUGUGUUUCUUGUU